Molecule: messenger RNA, 1710 nt
Organism: Lolium perenne
Lineage: Eukaryota; Viridiplantae; Streptophyta; Magnoliopsida; Poales; Poaceae
Product: protein NUCLEAR FUSION DEFECTIVE 4-like
Cellular component (GO): membrane
Source: RefSeq, a predicted model, not a curated record
GCAGGCCGGUGGUUCAUGGCGUUGGCGUGCCUAAUGAUCCUGUCGGCGUCGGGGGCGACGUACGCCUUCGGCAUCUACUCGACAGCGCUCAAGUCGUCGCUGGGCUACGACCAGCGCACGCUCAACACGCUCGCCUUCUUCAAGGACCUCGGCAGCAACGUCGGCAUCAUCGCGGGCCUCCUCAACGAAGUCGCGCCGACUCCGGCCGUGCUGGCUGUGGGCGCAGUCAUGAACCUCGCCGGCUACCUCAUGGUCUACCUCGCCAUCGCGGGCCGCACCGCGCGCCCGCCGCUCUGGCUCAUGUGCGCCUACAUCUGCGCGGGGGCGAACUCGCAGUCCUUCGCCGGCACCGGCGCGCUCGUCACCUGCGUCAAGAGUUUCCCGGGGAGCGGCCGCGGCAUCGUCCUCGGCCUGCUAAAGGGCUACGUCGGACUCAGCGGCGCAAUCAUCACGCAGCUCUACCUCGCCAUCUACGGCGCUGACGAUGCCAAGUCGAUCGUGCUGCUCAUAGCCUGGCUCCCCGCUGCCGUCUCCGUCGUAUUCCUCCCCAUCGUCCGCGUCAUGCCGUCACCGCGAAGGGACGAGCACGACGGCGCCUUCUUCCGCUUUCUCUACAUUUCAGUCGCGCUCGCCUCGUACAUCCUCGUCAUGAUCGUCAUUCAGAAGCAGACCAGCUUCUCGCACGCCGCCUACGCCGCGUCGGCCACCGCGCUGCUCCUCCUGCUCAUCCUUCCCCUGCUUACCGUCGUCGUCCGGCAGGAGUACUGCCGGUUCAAGAAGGGGGAGCUCCAGGAAGAAGAGUCCCUGCCCGGACCGCCGACGACAUCGGUGACCGUCGAUAAGCCAAUCGCUUCCCUGCAGGUGACAGAGCAUCGGCCGCCGACGGCGUCUUAUUCUUGCCCGGGCUCUUGCUUGAAGGACAUGUCCAACCCGCCAGCGUACGGGAAGGACUACACCAUCCCGCAGGCGCUUGUGAGCGUCGACAUGCUGGUGCUGUUCCUGACCACCAUCUGCGGCGUCGGGGGGACGCUGACGGCGAUCGACAACCUGGGCCAGAUCGGGCAGUCGCUGGGAUACCCGGCGCAAAGCGUCAACACCUUCGUCUCCCUCGUCAGCGUCUGGAACUACGCCGGCCGGGUCACGGCCGGGUUCGCGUCGGAGGCCCUGCUGGCGCGGCACGGGCUCCCGCGGCCGCUCGCGCUCACGCUGGUGCUCCUCCUCUCCUGCGCCGGACACCUCCUCAUCGCGUUAGCCGUGCCGCGCUCGCUCUACGCCGCCUCUAUCAUCGUCGGCUUCUGCUUCAGCGCGCAGUGGCCGCUGCUCUACGCCAUCAUCUCCGAGGUGUUCGGGCUCAAGUACUACGCCACGCUCUACAACCUCGGCGCAGCAGCCAGCCCCGUAGGCGCCUACGUGCUUAACGUGCGCGUCGCCGGGCGGCUCUACGACGCGGAGGCCGCGAGGCAGCGCCGGCACGGCCUAGACGGCGAGAGCAGGACGUGCAUGGGCGCGGCGUGCUUCAGGGAAUCGUUUCUCAUCAUAACGGCCGUGACCGUGGCCGGCGCGAUCGUGUCGCUGGUGCUGGUGUGGAGGACGUGGAGCUUCUACAAGGGAGACAUCUACGCCAAAUUCAGGGUCGACGUCGUAGCUGCCGAGCAGCGGCCGGGGGAGUCGGAGCCAAAAGUUGUAAGCAGGAGAGACAGGACGAACUAG